AUGGCGGAUUUCAGAGAGGCCAAACGUGACCGGACUGCUCAGCAGCUGAGCACUCCGGCCCCCUCUGCAACCGCGGAUCCCAAGCAGGUUGACCGUGACCAGACGGCUCAUCAACUCGACAUUCCAGCCUCUGCUGCAAACGCCCUUCAUAAACAAGGUGAGCAGUCUAGCGAAAAACGGCAAAGCUCCCAUGAUAAAACACAGGUCCAGGUUCCCAACCCGGCAGAGGCGGAAGCUAUGUGA
Penicillium concentricum is the source of this 243-nucleotide messenger RNA. RefSeq lists its product as uncharacterized. The record is from RefSeq and is a predicted model, not a curated record. The transcript has a single exon. Bases 1 to 243 code for a protein of 80 amino acids. NCBI's taxonomy places the organism in Eukaryota, Fungi, Ascomycota, Eurotiomycetes, Eurotiales, Aspergillaceae.